AGGAGAGCGAAGGGGCCGUGAGCCGCCGAUACGACUACUUCCUGAGAAUGUGGCAGAAACCGCACCCCUGAACACACCCUACUUCACGCAGCUCCUCCUUCUCUGCCUCCUCCUCCUCCUCCUACAUCACCCCAAGAAAGGAGGAAUAGGUGGCGGGAUGGUGUGCAGGCGUCCCAAUGCAGGGGAGGCAGCAGGAGGAGAAGCAGGAGGCGCAGGAGGAGAAGCAGGCGGAGGGCGUGAAAGGUCAGCCGAAGAUCACGUACAGCAAGGCGACGGUGACCAAGGAGGGUGACAGGGUGAGGCUGGACUGUGCCGUGGAGGGCGUGGACCUGAGUGGCGUUAACGACUUCACGGUGUCAUGGAGUAAGAUCGACACUGAGAACCCCGUCAACUCUAUGCCCAUCUCCAGCGCGGCGCGAAUCCUGCUCUUCUCCAAUAAAUACGAGCUUGACCAUCCGGCGGCCUCACAGCGCUACUCCCUCAUCAUCAAGUCCAUGAACGCUGAGGACGAGGGGCUUUACCGCUGCACCGUGGAUUUCGGGGACAGCCAGAGGAUCAACGCCGACGUGCCCGUGUCCCUCCGAGCCGCGCCGUACUUCACCGACGAUUUCACCAAGACCCUCACCGUGACCGAGGGGGACUCCAUCAGCAUCGACUGUCAGCCCGGCGGUUCCCCUCGGCCUGACGUGUACUGGGAGAAGGUGAACGAUGAGCUGCCUUACUUCGGGGGGAGGUUCUUCAAGUCCAACCAACUUGACCUACCGUUAGUGCAGAAGGACCAUCGCGGCCACUAUGUAUGUUACGCGGACAACGGGAUCGGAGAACCAGCCACCUCGCGCGUACAGCUCGAGGUUCAGUACGCCCCAGAUGUGACCCUGCCAGCUAGUAGGGUCUUCACCACCACCAACGAGGAGGUGAAACUGGAGUGCGUGGUCUCAUCCUUCCCCUCCGCUGACGUCGCGUGGUACAAGGAGGGAGACGCCAUACUUGGAGGGGCAAACAUCAGAAUCCUCACCGAAGACCUGCAGGAGGGGCAAGGUGUCAGAUCAACUCUAACAGUGAUGACCGUGACCCCGGAUGACCUCGGAGAGUACUCAUGCCGCGCCGCCAACACCGUGGGAAAGACCGAGAAGACCGUCCAGCUGACCACUAGGUCCCCGCCCAUCAUCGUCAAACAGUCCCGCAGUGAGGUUCUCUAUGAUCUUGAGAAGUCGAGAUCGCGGAGCGCGCUGCCUCUUAUCCUGGACUGCGAGGCGGAGGGUGCGCCGACCCCUAACUACCGCUGGACCAAGGACGGCGAGGUGCUAGUGUGGCAGGCUGACCCUCGGCUGUCCCUGGAGGAGGACACUGGAAGCCUCAUCAUCUCCCAGCCUGGCCUGGAGGACAACGGCAUGUACCAGUGCUUCGCCUACAAUGACCUCGGCACCGCUGCAGCCGACCCCGUGUACCUCCUGAACGUGAGCAGCAUCCACUUCUCCAACGACAACGAGCCCAGCGACACCUAUCACCUGGUGGCCGAGCUGGGGCGCCCCUACAAGCUGUCCUGCCCCAAGGCCUUCGCGUACCCCGAGCCGAGCCUGACCUGGGUACGCGCCAGUGAGACCAACGAGAGCAUUGCGCUGGAGUUUGUGAAGGACGAGCGUGUGGUGACCGACCCUGACGGCGACCUGUGGUUCACGCACGUCACGGAAGAGGACGACACGGCCAAGCACGAGUUUCAGUUCAUGUGCCUCGCCAACACGCCCUUUGACCCUUUCGAUUACUCCAUUGCGUCGAUCGUCAAUGUGGCGGUGAAGAACCCUGCGGACGGCGCGGACAACCUGAAGGAGGACAUGAUUAACGUGGAGAGCUUCCUGAUGUACACCUCCGGGGAAAACGUGACCUUCAUGGCGGGGGAGGAGAAUACCCUGUGGUGCAUCUACGGGGGAGAGCCUGUUCCGAGCAUCGUGUGGCGGCGGGCUGACGGGGAGGUGAUGGAGCCCAACACACGGGUCACCACCAGGAACUACGGGAGGACCCUCGUCUUCGCGGACACACAGCUGGAGGAUGCUGGGGAGUAUGAGUGUGUGGCUACCAACGGCGUGGGUCCCGAGAAAUCGUCCGUUACCAGGGUGGAGGUGGAGCAGCGCCCAGUCCUCCAGGAGCCUCUCGCCUCCCAGACCGUUCGUGAGGGCGACACCGUGACCUUCACCUGCGAGACCAACUCCACGGGGGAUGUCACCUACACCUGGAUGCUGAAUGGGCGCCGCCUCUCCCCCCGGGCAGACCGCCACCUUCGCCGCACCAUCGAGGGCCCGCGCCUGGUCAUCGCUGGCGCCUCCACCACCGACGUCGGGAACUACGCUUGCAACGCCUCAUCUCCGCUGGGCUACGCGUACGGCCAGGCCAUCCUCAACGUGCUGCCCGCAGAAAAGGUGGGCGGGGGUGCCUCCUGCGCGGGGGUUCAAGGUCUGCUCGCCGAGUUGGCUACACUGCGCGAGACUGUAUCGGAACUUCGGGUGAUGCUGGCGGGACAGGAAGACCUCGCCCUCCAGACCCACGCAGCCCUGGCAGCCCUCACGGAGCAGCUGGCGGCGACUAGAACCUCCACCCCCUGGCAGGGAGAAGAGAAGGAGCAGGAGGAAGAGGAAGAAGAGGAGGAAACCGCUAACACCACUACCUCACCUGCUUGAGUGCUUUGCGACCUCCCUCUCUCUGCUUUCUCUACCUCACUCCUGCUGUCUAAUCACUCCUGCUGUCUAAGGUUUGAAAAGGGUGUUAGACUAUGACCCUCCCCCUCAAGCUGUGUUUCAUGUUUUUAUUCGUUUUAGUUAGUUGUUUUUAUAUCCAUGUUUUUCAUUGGUGUUUUUUUUUUUUUUUCCAUUCUGUUCCAUUUUUAUUCAUUUUUUGUUAUUUUUCAGUAAGUUUUUUUUAUGGUAUCGUUUUUAGAGGCUGCAAUGCUGUUUGUUUUAUUUUAUUAUUAUUAUUUUAGUUAUCCGUGUUUCGUGUUUGGUCUCCAGCCGUGUGUGUUUUAUUCGCUGUAGGCUCACCACGCUCUGCAAGAAGGUAUUUAGUAGUGUUAUGUAAGAGAAACUCAGCCUACAGUUUCUUAUUAUUUUAUUCAUGUUAUUAUAUUAUCCGGGUGUGUGUAUGUACGCGUGUCGGCGAAACACACAUGUACACUCACCCACACACACACAUCUAUUGGCAUUAAAUAUGAGUGUAUGUGCGCAUGUACGUAACCAGCCAAUACGUACACACGCGCACACUCAGAGCAGCGGCAAUUCGUGCGCACGCCGGCAAAUACUUGAACUAUAAAAUAAAUCUAACUUGCCAACGUCCGCUGAGGGUCGUGAUCGGGUGACUCCUAACACCCCUUUCGCGGUUAACCCGUCCGCUGCGAUUGGCACGGAUUUCUCCUUCCCUGGUAACCUGGUAACAUAUAGUCCCAGGUCUUUCUCUGCCUCUGUGGUGGAUAGUGGAGUGUUUCCCAUGUGGUAUUGGUAUGCUGGAUUUCCUCUCCCAAGGUGCAGGACUUUACAUUUCUCUUCAUUGAAUUGUAGCAGCCACUUUUUUUCCGUUCCUGCAGCUUGGUGAUGUCUUCUUGUAGGAAAUUCACAGUCAAAGGGUAAGGGUCAUAUUCUUAAGCCUCCCCCCUUCAUAGCAUCGGCACACUCCACUUUAGACUGAUGAGGGCCAGUUUUAUUACAGUCCAGUACAGCAAGUUCGUAUAAGCUCCUCAACCAAACCAAAAAUAAUACGAAAAUUCCUUCUAUAGUGUUUGGCGUUGCGAUAAAAAGGAGGAAAUUUUAGGAAACCACACAGGAAAUCUCUUUAGUAUAUGGUAUUCACACAGGAAAUAUCUCUAGUAGAAAUAUCAGAUCAUUGUGGAGCAUAUAGUUUGGUUUUUGGGGCUUACAAUGACUCCGUGUUGGACUGUUGAACCGGCCCUUAAGGUUGCCAGCGUAGACUAAGUAAGGCCCAUGUUAUCAAACGCUUCAAAACCUUAGUACGUCUAUUCCAAAAGGCUCUCGCAGAAUUAAGGUGUCGGGGCAGCAGCUUUGGAAGGCUUCUGCGCCGUGGACGGGAAAAAACUCAUGAUAACCCGACGCAGCUUCUCUCUGGUCUUAAAAAAAAAAAGCGGUCGUAACAAGAGCCCGAAGCGUUUGAUAAUAGGAGUGUAAGGGUGAUUAUUACAUUGAAGUUAUAUAUCAGUGUUACCACGUCCUCCGUAUUAUCCCACUCGCACGUACUUGUAUUAAUAGUUGUUAGUCGUCUGGAAGGUCGUUAGUUGUAAGUACAUGUAGCAUCUUAGGGCAUAACCUGACCAGAUAACUUCGAGUCUUUUGUUCCUGUAGUGUUGGUUUUGCAGGUUCAGAGUCCACGUGACCGCUUGUACUGUAGUGUUCGGGGUCACUGUUAUUUCCUACUAUAUGUUAAGGGCAUUGAGUGCAAUAGACAAAGAACUUGGAGUAUUAUAAUAAAAUGUUGUUAAGAUUGA
Eriocheir sinensis (Chinese mitten crab) is the source of this 4480-nucleotide messenger RNA. RefSeq names its product hemicentin-2-like. The record is from RefSeq and is a predicted model, not a curated record. Bases 177 to 2672 code for a protein of 831 amino acids. Gene Ontology annotation, molecular function: axon guidance receptor activity. Gene Ontology annotation, cellular component: axon; neuronal cell body; plasma membrane. The transcript is spliced from 13 exons. Gene Ontology annotation, biological process: synapse organization; homophilic cell-cell adhesion. NCBI's taxonomy places the organism in Eukaryota, Metazoa, Arthropoda, Malacostraca, Decapoda, Varunidae.